AUGGCGGAUGCACUUUGCGGCCCUUCAAAUGCUCUACAGAACUUUCAGAAACAUACGUCUGUUGACCGGACCCUUCAGCAGGAUAGAAUCUCCUCGCGACAGUCUCCAGCUCAGGGCUUUCGAUCAAAUACGUCGGCUCAGGGACAACUAGAUGCAGAGUUCAAUGCCUUCGAAGCCGGAUACUCGGCUCCAUUGCUCGCAGAUCAGCCUAAUAAUAUUAACGCCUUCCUACCUCCGCCUCCCCAGUUUGCGUCUCAGCCCAGCGCAGAUGUCUCCGGCUGGGCUACCGAUUUCCAAAACCUGCACAUUGCCGGACCUCAGUUAGAACAACCACUACACCAGAUCAAAGCCGAUACACCUACAUUCCAGGCCAACUCGGCCGGCCGUCACCAUGAGCUCCCGCGUGGGGUACAGCAAACCCCACAGUCUACCAUGUUCCAAGGGGGCAUGGCCUACCGUCCUGGUAUGGGCAUGCUAGGCAAUCCCGGGUUUGCUCGGCCAGAUACCUUUACACCGGCCACCACUGAGAGCUUGCAGAGCCAGUCGAAGCCAGCAGAAGUCUUCGAUGAUUCCGCAUUUGAAGCAGCGUUUGCGGAGGCGCGCGCCGAAAUCGAGUUACAGGAGUCUGCACGACAGGAAGAGAGUUUAGCACUGCAACCAGAGGAACUAGAGCCGGCACCACUCGAGACGAUUAGAAUCGGUUCGGACAACAUACCAGCCCAACUUGAAGAAGGGGUGAACGAGUCUGAUGAGCUAUCAAAGACCGCGGGAGAGCUACUUGACCGUGUGAGCCAUGAUCAAAGCCAGAAGUUCAAGCAGAGCAACUUCCUUGCCUUGAUGAGACAACUCCGUGACCGCGAAAUUGUCGUCGACGGUGACGAGUUCCGCAAAGUGCAACAGCCUUUACAUCCCGGCGGACCCCUGUACCCGGAACAGAGCAAGCUAUCCGGAAGCCUCCCUAUAGACCUAGACUCAGGCGAGCACAAUGAAGCCAACUUAGACGAGAGCAGCCAUCAGCAGCGCGCAGAAGAAGACCGUGAUGCCAUCUACCGAAAGUUCCUUUGGAAAUCCCAGCUUAUUGAUCACCGAACUCCCAAUCCACCUGACUGUUUCUUCCGCCACGAUUUGGACAUUGACCUCCUUGGCUAG
Molecule: messenger RNA, 1149 nt
Organism: Nannizzia gypsea CBS 118893
Lineage: Eukaryota; Fungi; Ascomycota; Eurotiomycetes; Onygenales; Arthrodermataceae
Product: peroxin 20
Exons: 4
Coding region: 1-1149 (382 amino acids)
Biological process (GO): protein import into peroxisome matrix, docking
Cellular component (GO): peroxisomal membrane; cytosol
Source: RefSeq, a predicted model, not a curated record